AUGACAUCAAUUACACAGCUACUUUCGCCAUGGCCAACAGUCACUAAGCAUUCGAUAGUGCUAAGAGAGCAGUACAUGCCGCCAGCACCACCAAUCCAGGAGUACAAGGACUACUCAGCCACUAUGCAACAAGACUCGCCAACACGUCAAUCAAAUGACCCAUCGUCACCUCCAGAUCAAGCCGAUAACUUGUCAGGCAAUCCAGAUAGCGACGGUGGUGAGAACGGCAGCGACGGGCGGAAAGGCUACGGCAAACGAGAGUUGAGCACCAGCAAGCGAGCUGCCCAGAACAGAGCCGCACAAAGAGCUUUCCGGCAGCGGAAGGAAGGAUAUAUCAAGAAGCUCGAGGAGCAGGUCCGCGACUACCAGAUCUUAAGCGAGAAUUUCAAGCAAGUGCAAUCCGAGAACUAUCAAUUACGCGACUACAUCAUCAACCUGCAAUCACGGCUCCUCGAGUCUCAAGGCGAGGUUCCUCCACCACCCAGCAAUGUCGAUGGGCUGCAGCCGGGCAAGGCCGCCCCUUCACACCCUGGUACAUUACCGCGAUUAUCAGAACUAGGCUCUGUUGGCAACGCGUCGAACGAUAAUGGAACGACACAGUACGCCGACCCAGCGUUGACACGAAGUGCUUAUCCGGACCCAUCCUUCGCCGACAGGAUGAGGACUUCUUCUGCUGAACUCACUCCUUCACAAGCCGCGCUCCAAGGGCCAUCUGUUCUGGCAAACUCACCUUCGUCUACGCGGAGCUGA
Molecule: messenger RNA, 750 nt
Organism: Cyphellophora attinorum
Lineage: Eukaryota; Fungi; Ascomycota; Eurotiomycetes; Chaetothyriales; Cyphellophoraceae
Product: putative transcription factor kapC
Exons: 2
Coding region: 1-750 (249 amino acids)
Cellular component (GO): RNA polymerase II transcription regulator complex
Molecular function (GO): DNA-binding transcription activator activity, RNA polymerase II-specific; transcription cis-regulatory region binding
Source: RefSeq, a predicted model, not a curated record